ACACUAUCGGUCACAAUAGAUAAGUCAACCUGUUGCAAUUUUUUCGAUACUGUAACUGUAAAAGUUUGUUUGUACUCCUGGAGUAAGUCUAUGAUAAUAGAUAUGAUAAUAAUGAUCGCUCAACAAAUAUAAUGUCAGAACAUUUUGAAAAAGAAAACACCAUGGAGGCAAUGUAUGAGGAUGUUAAAAUUAAAAUACAGGAAAUAACCGAACAAUUUGGAGUUUCGUUUGUGCUUUCAUCCAGACUAGGACACCAUGGUACUUGCGAGCUCGAGCCAGCUGUACAGAAAGAAGUGGAGGAGGCAAUACGAAAAUGCGACGAUGAAUUACUCAAAUCAGCCAGAUUAUUACGCACAAUAGUAACAAAUCUUGUUGCUGGCAAAGGAAAAAAGAAAUACAGACCCGGUAAUGAACCAGAGUGGUGGCUCCAGACAGGGAUCCCGUUUAUAUGCCCAUGGAAGGGAUGUAGGUCGAUUAUAGUUUUGUCUCUUAGAAUGUUUCUUGACAUGCGUAUUGUGUUAAUGUCUUACCUUUAA
Molecule: messenger RNA, 536 nt
Organism: Ruditapes philippinarum (Manila clam)
Lineage: Eukaryota; Metazoa; Mollusca; Bivalvia; Venerida; Veneridae
Exons: 5
Coding region: 132-536 (134 amino acids)
Source: RefSeq, a predicted model, not a curated record